GCAAUAUACGACAUGCUCGGAGCAUGCUCGAGCAACAGACCGGCAGAUAGCGCGGAAGAAAGAGCGAAGAACAUCUUCGCGAGAAUGGACGAAAAUAAUGACGGUCAACUUACCGAGGAGGAAUUUUUGAAAGGUUGCCUUCAAGACGAGGAACUUUCAAAAAUGCUGGCCCCUUAAUUUCCUCUCUCUCUCUCUCUCU
Molecule: messenger RNA, 199 nt
Organism: Apis florea (little honeybee)
Lineage: Eukaryota; Metazoa; Arthropoda; Insecta; Hymenoptera; Apidae
Product: neuronal calcium sensor 2
Molecular function (GO): calcium ion binding
Source: RefSeq, a predicted model, not a curated record